AAUAAUCAUUUCAUUCAUAGUCCAUUCUCAUAUACCAAUCCACAGUCUGCCCUAUACAAAAGCUACCCCCACUCAACGAACUUUCCAGAAGCCCUUCAACAACCCUUUCGGCUUACUCUAUUUUCAUUCAUUCCCAAUUCCCAAGAUCCAAUCAGAUCCCCCAAUUUCAUCCGAGUAUGGCCGACGAAGCUAAGGCCAGAGGCAACGCCGCCUUCUCCGCCGGCGACUACGACGGCGCCGUCCGCCACUUCACCGACGCAAUCGGCUUAGCCCCCACCAACCACGUUCUCUACUCCAACCGAUCCGCGGCCUACGCUUCCCUCGGAAAAUUCUCCGAUGCCCUUUCCGACGCGCAGAAGACUGUCGAGCUCAAGCCCGACUGGGGAAAGGGCUUCUCGCGCCUCGGCGCGGCUCAUAUGGGCCUCCUCAACUACGGCGAGGCCGUCUCGGCCUACCGGAAGGGCCUCGAGAUAGACCCCAACAACGAGGCCCUCAAGUCCGGGCUCGCCGAUGCGGAGGCCGCCUGGGCCCGGAGCUCGAGGCAUCCUCGGGGAGGGCCGGGCGCGAGCCCUUUCGGGGAGGCGUUCGGGCCGGAGAUGUGGGUCAAGCUGGCGAGUGACCCCGGCACCCGGGGUUUCCUCCAGCAGCCCGAUUUUGUGAAGAUGCUGCAGGAUAUUCAGAAGAACCCCAAUAAUUUGAACCUGUAUUUGAAGGAUCAGAGGGUUAUGCAGGCAUUAGGGGUGCUAUUGAAUUUGAAAUUGCAGACGAGGGACUCUGAGCAGGAUGUGGAAAUGCCCACGGCAUCCAAUGGUGGGUCUCCAGAGAGGAAAAGGCCGGCGGCAGUGGAGACCGAACCCAAAAAGGAGGAUAAGAGGCCUGGAAAAGUGCCGGAGCCCGAGCCUGUGGAGGUUUCUGAUGAGGAGAGGGAGAAGAAGGAGAGGAAAGCGCAGGCCCUGAAAGAGAAGGAAUCUGGGAAUGCUGCGUACAAGAAGAAAAAUUUCGAGACUGCAAUUCAGCACUAUUCGAAGGCAAUUGAGCUGGACGAUGAGGAUAUUUCCUUCCUCACUAAUCGAGCUGCCGUCUACCUUGAGAUGGGCAAGUAUGAGGAAUGCAUUAAAGAUUGCGACAAGGCUGUAGAAAGGGGUAGAGAACUGAGAUCGGAUUUCAAAAUGAUAGCCAGGGCCUUCACAAGAAAGGGAUCUGCCCUUGUGAAGAUGGCGAAAUGUUCAAAUGAUUACGAACCUGCCAUCGAGACUUUCCAGAAAGCUCUCACAGAGCAUCGUAACCCAGACACACUGAAAAAGCUCAAUGAUGCAGAGAAAGCAAAGAAAGAUCUAGAACAACAUGAGUACUUUGAUCCACAGAUAGCUGAUGAGGAACGUGAGAAAGGUAACCAGCAUUUUAAAGAGCAGAAGUAUCCUGAGGCCAUCAAGCACUACACGGAAGCAAUUAAGCGAAACCCAAAAGAUCCAAAAGCAUACAGCAACAGAGCUGCUUGUUACACAAAACUUGGAGCAAUGCCUGAGGGACUUAAAGAUGCCGAAAAAUGCAUUGAACUCGAUCCAACUUUCUCUAAAGGCUAUACCAGGAAAGGUGCUGUCCAAUUUUUCAUGAAAGAGUACGAAAAAGCAUUGGAAACAUAUCAGGAGGGAUUGAAGCAUGAUGCUCGCAACCUGGAAUUGUUAGAUGGUGUUAGGAGGUGUGUAGAGCAUAUAAACAAGGCCAGCCGUGGAGAUUUGAGCCCCGAGGAGUUGAAAGAGAGACAGGCUAAGGCAAUGCAAGAUCCUAAUCCAAGGGCUGCACAGGAACACAUGAAGAAUCCUCUCGUCAUGAACAAAAUACAGAAACUCAUCAAUGCAGGAAUUUCUCGUGGACUCCUAGAACCUCUAGCUCCCUCUCUUUACUCCACCAAUUUUUUCUCCCCUUCAAAAACAAUCUUCAUCUUCUCCAUUAAUCCACCAUUAACAACUCAAGCAAUCGCCUGUAAAUUUCCGCUUAAGCUAAUCCCCCACAACACCCUUUCGCAUAUGGCGGACGAAGCCAAGGCCAAAGGCAACGCCGCAUUCUCCGCCGGCAGCUACGACGACGCCGUUCGCCACUUCACCGACGCUAUUGCCCUAGCCCCCACCAACCACGUACUCUACUCCAACAGAUCCGCCGCCUACGCCUCCCUCGGCAAAUUCUCCGAGGCACUUUCCGAUGCGCAGAAGACCGUGGAGCUCAAGCCCGACUGGAGCAAAGGCUACUCGCGCCUAGGCGCCGCGCACAUGGGCCUCCAAAGCUACGGCGACGCCUUCUCCGCCUACAAGAAGGGCCUCGAGAUCGACCCCGGCAACGACGCCCUCAAGUCCGGGCUCGCCGAUGCCGAGGCAGCUUUGACACGGAGCUCCAGGCAGCCUCGGGGAGGGCCCGGCGCGGGCCUUUUCGGAGAUGCAUUCGGGCCGGAGAUGUGGGUCAAGCUGGCGAGUGAUCCCAGCACGCGGGGGCUCCUUCAGCAGCCGGAUUUUGUGAAGAUGCUGCAGGAUAUUCAGAAGAACCCGAAUAAUUUGAACCUUUAUUUGCAGGAUCAGAGAGUUAUGCAGGCAUUGGGGGUGCUAUUGAAUUUGAAGUUCCAGACGAGGGACUCUGAGCAGGAUGUGGAAAUGCCCACGGCUUGUAAUGGUGGAUCUCCAGUGAGGAAGAGGCCCGCAGCAGCGGGGGCUGAGCCCGAGAAGGUGGAGAAGAGGCCGGAAAAGGAGCCUGAGCCUGAGCCGAUGGAGGUUUCUGAGGAAGAGAGGGAUAAGAAGGAGAGGAAAGCACAGGCACAGAAAGAGAAGGAGUCUGGGAAUGCUGCGUACAAGAAGAAGGAUUUCGAGACUGCAAUUCAGCACUAUUCUAAGGCGAUUGAGCUGGACGAUGAGGAUAUAUCUUUCCUCACUAAUCGGGCUGCUGUUUACCUCGAGAUGGGCAAGUACGAGGACUGCAUCAAAGAUUGUGAUCAGGCUGUAGAAAGGGGUAGAGAACUGAGAUCAGAUUUCAAGAUGAUAGCCAGGGCCUUGACAAGAAAGGGGUCUGCCCUAGUCAAGAUGGCAAAGUGUUCAAAGGAUUAUGAACCUGCCAUCGAGACCUUCCAGAAAGCUCUAACUGAGCAUCGUAACCCAGACACACUGAAAAAGCUCAAUGAUGCUGAGAAAGCUAAGAAAGAUCUAGAGCAACAGGAGUACUUUGAUCCACAGAUUGCUGAUGAGGAGCGUGAAAAGGGUAAUCAGUACUUUAAAGAGCAGAAGUACCCUGAGGCUAUCAAGCACUACACAGAAGCAAUUAAGAGGAACCCCAAAGAUCCAAAGGCAUACAGCAAUAGGGCUGCGUCUUACACGAAACUUGGGGCGAUGCCUGAGGGACUCAAAGAUGCUGAAAAAUGCAUUGAACUCGAUCCAACAUUCUCUAAAGGCUAUACUAUUCUUUUUUAUCCUUUUUUGUGUGUAGAGCAAAUAAACAAGGCUAGCCGUGGAGAUUUGAGCCCUGAGGAGUUGAAAGAGAGACAGGCCAAGGCAAUGCAAGAUCCUGAGAUUCAGAACAUCCUUACAGAUCCAGUAAUGAGACAGGUGUUAGUCGAUUUCCAGGAGAACCCAAAGGCUGCACAGGAGCACACCAAGAAUCCUCUUGUUAUGAAUAAAAUACAGAAACUCAUUAGUGCAGGAAUUGUCCAAAUGAGAUAGGCAGUAUAACAAGAAAGAGGAC
Molecule: messenger RNA, 3720 nt
Organism: Striga asiatica
Lineage: Eukaryota; Viridiplantae; Streptophyta; Magnoliopsida; Lamiales; Orobanchaceae
Source: the annotation of a GenBank genome assembly